Messenger RNA from Kogia breviceps (pygmy sperm whale), 1127 nucleotides. It is a transcript of the gene DHRS7C, whose product is annotated as dehydrogenase/reductase 7C. The record is from RefSeq and is a predicted model, not a curated record. Gene Ontology annotation, biological process: intracellular calcium ion homeostasis. Gene Ontology annotation, molecular function: oxidoreductase activity, acting on the CH-OH group of donors, NAD or NADP as acceptor. NCBI's taxonomy places the organism in Eukaryota, Metazoa, Chordata, Mammalia, Artiodactyla, Physeteridae.
AAUAGCCAUUAGGGCCCAAGCAAGUGGCCUUAACACAUGGCUUUCCUUCCAAAAGUGCAGACCCAUUUUUAAUUAAAUUUGUAAUUAACCUUUGGGAGGGCAGGCCGGAUUCCAUUUGCUUCCGGAGACACCCACAACAUGGGGAUCCCAGCUGUCCUCGUGCUGCCUCUGCUGCUCUUGGGAAUCAGCGGCCUCCUUUUCAUCUACCAGGAGGUGUCCAAGCUGUGGUCCAAGUCAGCCGUGCAGCACAAGGUGGUGGUCAUCACGGAUGCCGUCUCAGCACUGGGCAAGGAGUGUGCGCGGGUGUUCCAUACCGGCGGGGCCAGACUGGUGCUGUGCGGAAAGAACUGGGAGAGGCUUCAGAGUCUAUACGGCGCCCUGAUCAGUGCGGCGGGUCCAAGCAAGCAGACAUUCAUCCCAAAGCUGGUCCUCUUGGAUCUCUCGGACAUCAGCUGCAUCCAGGAUGUGGCCAAAGAGGUCCUGGAUUGCUAUGGCUGCGUGGAUGUCCUCAUCAACAAUGCCAGCAUGAAGGUGAAGGGGCCUGCCCAUAAGAUCUCUCUGGAACUCGACAGAAAGAUCAUGGAUGCCAAUUACUUUGGACCCAUCACACUGACCAAAGCCCUGCUCCCCGACAUGAUCUCCCGGAGGACAGGACAAAUUGUGUUAGUGAAUAACAUCCAAGGGAAGAUUGGAAUCCCAUUCCGUACAGCCUACGCCGCCGCCAAGCACGCGGCGCUGGGCUUCUUCGACUGCCUGCGGGCCGAGGUGGAGGAAUAUGACGUCAUCGUCAGCACCGUGAGCCCCUCUUUCAUCCGCUCCUACCAGGUUCAUCCAGGCCAAGGAAACUGGGAGGCCUCCAUCUGGAAAUUCUUUUUCAGGAGACUGACCUACGGCGUGCACCCCGCGGACGUGGCGGAGGAGGUGCUGCGGACCGUGAGACGCAAGAAGCAAGAGGUCUUCCUGGCCAACCCCAUCCCCAAGGCCGCCGUGUACCUGCGCACCUUCUUCCCUGAGGUUUUUUUUGCCGUGGUGGCCUGUGGGGUGAAGGAGAAACUCAACGUCCCAGAGGAGGGUUAACUGCAGGGGGCCAAAGGGUCACCCCGCGGGGAAUAAAGGCUUCAAGGGCA